CAACUUCUCAGCAGCGAGGCAUUUACUCUUAACCACCUGCAACUUCCACACACCCCGGGCUGUCCGCUUGCUACGCUCGCCAUGGCGAAUCCUCAGUUCGUCUGGAUCAGCGACGACGACAACUCUGAUACUGAUGAUAAUGAGACUUGGGAUUUCGACGACGUGGCUGAAGAAGGCUCUGACUUGACUUAUGUCGACGACGCAAUUCCCGGCGAGCAACUACCCAAGCUCCACGCCCAGUCAGCGGACGAGUGUCCCCCACUGAUUCAAAUCAGCGAAGUCACACUAGAAUGUGGAUCGGUCCAGGCAGGCGACACCAUAGAGCUCCUCAAUCGACAUGGCGAUUUCCUUGUAGUUGUUGCUGUUUUAGAAGACUACAGAGAGGACAAAGUCUACCUGCAAGGACACCGCCUUCGCCGCGCAGCGCGUUUUGCUCCGCUGUUCGAGUCUAAGCUUAAUGAGUUAAUUGUCGUCUUCAACACCCAACGCUACGACACUGAAUCUGCUCAAACUCAAGGAUUAGAGCUAAUAUCAACCGACCAAGUUGCUAAGAAGGAAAAGAGAGAAGUAAUUUUCUCUACGCAGCCAUACAAAGAGUUUGGCAUCCGCCAAUGCUCUAAUCUUGUUCCCCAUCUAUAUAAUAACCCUGAAGCAGCUCGCGACUGGCUUCAUGACAACGGUCCAUUAUUUGCUCGGUGGGUCUACGUUUCUAUUAAAGACCCAAACGGUAAGCCUUACGGAGGAGAAACUAGAAGGCUAUACCACCGAGAGCAUAUAUACUACAGUCAACUUUCUCAGCACAUCUCUGGACGCACUAUGGGAGAUGAUGACUGGGUAAGACAAGACCCUCGCCAGCAAUCUCUUACAUUCGGAGACCUCUUCUGUGGAGCAGGCGGUGCCUCCUACGGUGCAAAAGAGGCAGGACUCAUCGUCAAGUUUGGUCUUGAUAUUGAGGAAAAGAUUAUGGCCUGUUAUGAGUACAACCAUCCUGGAGCUCUACCAUUGUGUAUGGACGCAAAAGACUUCCCUAGUGUGGCAUGCCGGAACAACUUCUACUGCGACUUUUUGCACUUUUCUACUACAUGCAGAUUCUUUGCAAGAUGCCAUACAGUGGACGGCAAAGAUGACCAGAUAAACUUAGAAACGAUCUUUACAGUAGCAGCUAUCCUAAAGAAACUCCAGCCGCCCUACGCAACAGCUGAACAAACUGACGGACUCAUCCUAGAGCGGGGGCAUCAAAAGUAUUUCAGAAUCCUGCUGAACGAUAUCAUGAGCGCCGGCUACAACGUUCGAUAUCAAGUCAUAGAUCUAUCAACACUAGGUGUACCUCAGCGCCGUAGACGACUAUUGUUCAACAUGUCAAAGAUUGGAUUUCCACUGGCUCCGUUUCCCAAUGCCACACACGGUCCCCAGGGAAGUGGUCUGAAACGCUUCGUUACUGUAGCGGACGCAUUAGACGGCUUGGAGCGCAGUCAUCAGUUCAAUUCCGAUCCUCUCAACCAACCAAGGUUCUACAAAGCCAACAACUGUGUGCCACCGUACGAUCCACAUACUACCCUAGUAAAAGGUACAUUGACAACUAGCGGCGGCAGCAAUCACCACUACUCAGGGAAACGCAAGUUUACCGCGAGAGAAAAUUCACAGUUCCAAGGAUUCCCACUCAAUGCCAAUCUGGGAAAUACCCUUACGUUUAGCAAUAUGGUAGUAGGAAACGCGUAUCCAGUACCUGCUUCUGCUGCCCAUAUCCUAAUAAAUGCCCAAACUCGAGAAGCCUUUGAUAACGGGCUGAUCAAUGCUGAAGACGAGAUCAACGACUUGUGCAGUGUCAAAAGGAUCUGGGACACAACAAAGUCAAGAAGACGGAAUAAACUAAACCUUUCCAAGUAUCAAUAUCUAAACCGCCUGGAGCCUAGCGCUGCUCGCAUAGGCUUUACAUCGUCUCUAUAUACGCGAAAUAUGCCGAUUGAGCCAUUGCCUCCCCGGCCAAGGGGAAGACCACCUCAAGUCAUCGACCGGACUAAGGAUCGCCAAAGGAGGGAAGUCCUACAGCAAGUCCGGGACGCACGCUACAAAGGUGAAGUCAUGGAGCUUGACUAACGGGUUGAGAAGGAUUGGGAUGGAGGGAACUGGAGAGGAUUUGAUGCGCCAGGAUGAGUUCUUGAGUGCGUAAGAUUUAUCAUAAGGAUAAUGUGCGGUAGUUUGGUGGGCUGCGGAAAUUGGAUGAACAAAGGGGAUUCAUGCCUCGGCAUCCGCAGUUCAAAGCAGCAGCUUUUGCGAUCC
Molecule: messenger RNA, 2280 nt
Organism: Periconia digitata
Lineage: Eukaryota; Fungi; Ascomycota; Dothideomycetes; Pleosporales; Periconiaceae
Source: the annotation of a GenBank genome assembly